Molecule: messenger RNA, 297 nt
Organism: Penicillium taxi
Lineage: Eukaryota; Fungi; Ascomycota; Eurotiomycetes; Eurotiales; Aspergillaceae
Exons: 1
Coding region: 1-297 (98 amino acids)
Source: RefSeq, a predicted model, not a curated record
AUGGCUCCAAUCAUGCACAACACAUCCACCCUGAUGAAGCGCGACUCCAGCGAUAACUUCUCUCUCUAUGUCAUCUUAAUCGUAGCCGGCUGUAUUGCUGCCGUCCUUAUUGCCUCCGGUAUCUACAGCAUGUACCACGGGCCAGAUGAUAACAACAAAAUCCUUGAUAUCCCCAGCCAUCAGAGGGUAUACAUGCGAGAGGUUCGGCAGAAUACGCUCAAUAGAUUGGCCUAUUUGGCAGGAAGGCCUGACUUGGUUACACCUAUGCUGGAUUCUGAUGAUUCAAUGAUUCAAUAA